This is a messenger RNA of Closterium sp. Naga37s-1, 825 nucleotides long. Lineage: Eukaryota; Viridiplantae; Streptophyta; Zygnematophyceae; Desmidiales; Closteriaceae. The record is from the annotation of a GenBank genome assembly.
AUGGCUUCUCGGAUCACCCCGUCUCCCGUUGGAUCUACUGCGGUUUGCGGCAUCAGCAGCAGCUUCAGCAGCACGCGCCGCGGCGCUAACGUCUUGAAGAUAUGGCGGCGCGCGAUUGCAUGGCGCGUGGGGCGCUUCAACGAGAAAGAGCAGUGCGCUCUGUGCUCCCCCCGUGCGUCGCUCGGCUUCUCCCCUCUGCGAACCAAUCCCGUGGCUAAGCCGCCCAGCAAGAAGCCCAGGCCCAGGAAAGUGAUGGGUACCGCUGCUGCUGUGAAGCCCAGAGCGGUGCAGAGCGGUCAAGCGACCGUCGCAACUGCAGCAGCCAAAGCCACGCCCGCCAAGGCGACGCCAGCUAAGGUGACGCCAGCUAAGGUGACACCGGCUAAGGUGACGCCGGCUAAGGUGACGACAGCUAAGGUGACGCCAGCUAAGGUGACGCCUGCUAAGGUGAUGACAGAUAAGGUGGCCCCAUCCAAGGCGACGCCAGCCAAGGCAACGCCAGUUAAGGCAACGCCAGUUAAGGCGACGCCGCCAGCUAAGGUGAUGCCAGCGACACCAGCUAAGGCGACACGUGCAAGCCCUACUACCGCGGUAGGUGUGAAGGCUGCAGGUGCAAGCAGCCCAGCAGCAGCAGCUCCUCUCACCAUGAAAGCGGGUCUUGCUGGCGGGUCUGGAAUCCCCAGACCUGCAAGCAGUGCUUCAACAAGGAGGGUUGCAGCAGGAGCGACGACAAGUGGCAUUCCCAAGCCAGGGAAGGGUGUUGUGGGAGAGAUGGUAGGAGAGGUGGAGGAAUGUGGUGAGCUGGAAUGGGGAGGCAUGACAUGA